AUGGCCCACAUCCACCUGGACCAAUGCUGUCAACCCAGGCCAAUCCUCCCCAUCCAGGCAAGGCCAGACUCCACCGAGCCAGGCCAGGCUGUAGGCUGGCAUAUGGGCCGGGCACUGCCUGCCAGGCUGCUGCCAACACUCAGGGGGCUGAGUUAUUACUGCUUAUUUCCUUACACAGAACAUGAGAAGGAUCCCAAGUUUUGGAACAUGUGGGCCCAGCGGACCCUGAAAGAUGCUCUGUCACUACAAAGUCUCAAUACAAACAAAGCGAUGAAUCUAAUCCUCUUCCUCGGAGAUGGGAUGGGCAUUCCCACGGUGACGGCUGCUCGAAUCCUGAAGGGUCAGCUGAACGGACAGAGCGGAGAGGAGACGCAGCUGGAGAUGGACAAGUUCCCUUUUGUGUCUUUGGCCAAGACAUACAACACUAACGCCCAGGUGCCGGACAGUGCUGGCACCGCCACAGCGUACCUCUGCGGGGUGAAGGCCAACGAGGGCACGGUGGGCGUGAGUGCAGCUGCUGUCCGAACCCAGUGCAACACCACACAGGGCAACGAGGUCACCUCCAUCCUCAGAUGGGCGAAGGAAGCAGGCAAGUCCGUGGGAAUAGUGACAACGACCCGUGUCAACCAUGCGACUCCCAGCGCUUCUUACGCCCACAGCGUGGACAGAGACUGGUACUCCGACAAUGAGAUGCCAGCUGAAGCUCUGAGGGACGGCUGCAAGGAUAUCGCCAGACAACUCUUUGAAAACAUUCCCAACAUUGAUGUGAUCAUGGGUGGAGGGAGAAAGUACAUGUUCCCCAAAAACAAGUCAGAUGUAGAGUACCCCAACGUUUUGAAGCACAGCGGCACACGAAAAGACGGAAGAAACCUGGUGGAGGAGUGGACUGACAGAAUGAAGGAUAAAAAAGGUUAUUAUGUGUGGAACAAGAAGCAGCUCUUAUCACUGAACCCUAACAACGUGAAUUACUUAUUGGGUCUUUUUGAACCUGCGGAUCUGCCGUACGACUUGGAGAGGAACACUGAGACUGAUCCCUCGCUGACAGAAAUGGUGGAGGUGGCCAUCAAGAUCCUGAGGAAGAACCCUAGGGGAUUUUACCUGCUUGUCGAGGGAGUUGAUCCCACCCCUGCUCCCGCCUCGACGUAA
Notothenia coriiceps (black rockcod) is the source of this 1146-nucleotide messenger RNA. Its product is annotated as alkaline phosphatase-like. Gene Ontology annotation, molecular function: alkaline phosphatase activity. The transcript has 9 exons. The record is from RefSeq and is a predicted model, not a curated record. Lineage: Eukaryota; Metazoa; Chordata; Actinopteri; Perciformes; Nototheniidae. The coding region runs from base 1 to 1146 and encodes 381 amino acids. Gene Ontology annotation, cellular component: plasma membrane. Gene Ontology annotation, biological process: dephosphorylation.